AUGAAGCCCAGCUGCUCUAGGAUUGUGCACCUGGCAAUGCUGGCAGAAGAAGUUCUUUACAUCCGCCUGGAGUGCCUGAAGGAGCUCCUUGCGCGGGCGAGGCGCGGGGCGAGCGAACAUGGCGCUGGGCUGUGCGGGGUGCGGCGUGCGGGCGCUACUGGGGGCUGGCGCUCGCGCUCCCCCUGGCGGCGGGGCCGGGCCCGCCCGACACAGCGCAGCAGCAGCAGCAGCAGCGUGAUCCUGGGCAUGCGGCUGGAGCGCACCAGCAAGCCCGCGGCCGCGGCGCCCGACGGGGGCGUCAUCCAGGUGACCGAGGACAGCGAGGUGCAGCUGCGGCUCUUCGGGCUGGACAUCGGGCCGCACACCGGGGCCCUGGUGGCCUUCGCCGAUCUGGAUGCCAGGGCCGGUGCCAACGCCAGCGCCCGCGCCAACGCCAACACCAGCUGCCCCCUGCACACCCAGGACCUGGUGGUGCAGCCCAACAUGAACGACACGCACAACACCUCGGGAGUGCUGCACGUGCAGGUGCAGCCCCUGCGCAAGAAUGAGCGGGCCAAGAUCUACGUGCUGUGCACCAGGCGUGACCUUGGCCAGCCCUGGCUGCGGCACGAGGGCAGGGACGGCCGCCUCAUGGUGCUGGAGGAGAAGAAGUUACUGCUGCCCCUCUGGUUCCAGGUCAUUCUCAUCCUCUGCCUCCUUGUGCUCUCCGGCAUGUUCAGUGGCCUCAACCUGGGCCUCAUGGCGCUGGACCCCAUGGAGCUGCGCAUCGUGCAAAACUGCGGCACCGACAAGGAGAAGCGCUACGCCCGCAAGAUCGAGCCCAUCCGCAGGAAAGGCAACUACCUGCUCUGCUCCCUGCUGCUGGGCAACGUGCUGGUGAACACCACCCUCACCAUCCUGCUGGAUGACCUGAUCGGCUCCGGCUUAGGCGCCGUCAUUGCCUCCACCAUUGGCAUCGUCAUCUUCGGCGAGAUCGUACCGCAGGCGCUCUGCUCCCGGCACGGCCUGGCCGUGGGCGCCAACACCAUCGGCAUCACCAAGUUGUUCAUGCUGGUGACAUUCCCCCUCUCCUUCCCCAUCAGCAAGCUCCUGGAUUGCAUCUUGGGCCAGGAGAUCGGCACCGUCUACAACCGUGAGAAGUUGGUCGAGAUGCUGAAGGUGACAGAGCCCUACAACGACCUGGUCAAGGAGGAACUCAACAUGAUCCAGGGAGCGCUGGAGCUCCGGACCAAGACAGUGGAGGAUGUCAUGACGCCGCUUCACGAUUGCUUCAUGAUCAACAGCGACGCCAUCCUGGACUUCAACACAAUGUCAGAGAUCAUGGAAAGCGGCUACACCCGCAUCCCUGUCUAUGAGGAGGAGCGCUCCAACAUCGUGGACAUCCUCUACGUCAAGGACCUGGCCUUUGUGGACCCAGACGAUUGCACCCCCCUCAAGACCAUCACCAAGUUCUACAACCACCCAGUCCAUUUUGUCUUCCACGACACCAAGCUAGAUGCUAUGCUGGAGGAGUUCAAAAAGGGCAAAUCGCACCUGGCCAUCGUGCAGAAGGUGAACAGCGAGGGAGAGGGCGACCCCUUCUACGAGGUGCUGGGGCUGGUGACGCUGGAGGACGUCAUUGAGGAGAUCAUCAAGUCGGAGAUCCUGGACGAGUCGGACAUGUACACUGACAACCGCACCCGGAAGCGUGUGGCCAACCAGAAGAACAAGAGGGAUUUCUCCGCCUUCAAGGACUCCGACAGCGAGCUCAAGGUGAAGAUCUCGCCCCAGCUGCUCCUGGCUGCACACCGCUUCCUCGCCACGGAGGUGACACUCUUCAUGCCGACCCUCAUCUCAGAGAAGAUCCUGCUGCGGCUUCUCAGACACCCCGACGUCAUUCACGAGCUCAAGUUCGACGAGGAGAACAAGAAAUCACCCCGGCAUUUCCUGUACCACAGGAACAAGCCGGCCGACUACUUCAUCCUCAUCCUGCAGGGGAAGGUGGAGGUGGAGGCUGGCAAGGAGAACAUGAAGUUUGAGACGGGAGCCUUCUCCUAUUACGGUGUGAUGGCGCUGAGCCUGCCCCCUGCACAGGAGCUGCGCUCCCCGUCCCAUAUGAGCAGCCUGAACCGCUCGGCGUCACUCAGCAAUCCUGAGCGCUCGGACUCCAUCUCCUCCCCCAUCAGUGGCAGCAGCAACCAGCUCAACGUUUGCACCAGCCCCCAGUACGUCUCCGACUUCAGCGUCCGUGCCCUCAUGGACCUGCAGUUCGUCAAGAUUACGCGCCAGCAGUACCAGAAUGGCCUGAUGGCCUCCCGCCUGGACAGCUGCCCUCAGUCUCCAGACAGCGGUGCUCCCAAAAUGGACACCAGCUUGACGGAAAAGGCGGAGUCCUCGGUGGCCGACGAGACCACCAGCCUCCUGAACGAGAGGAACUGCCUGAACCUCAGGAGCAGCCACAGUCCCCAGGAGAACUCCAUCUGAGCCUGGCACCAGGGCACCCGCCGGUGCCCCCGCCAGGACACUUAGCACCCUUCGGGGUGGGGAGCCUUCCUCCCCGUCCAAAUAGCUCUGUCUAGAGAUCCCCCUCUCUGUGAGACGCUUUGAUCACUCAGGGCAUCCCCUGCUGCCAGCGUUGGUGAGGAUGUGGGUUUGUGGCACCAUGGCCAUGCAAGGAUGCAAAAGGGAAUCCCCCACCCCUUACCUGAAAAUGGGCCCUGGAGCUGUUGGAUCCCAGGGACCGACUUUACCUUGGCCUGGGCCAGGCAUGGGCUAGGGGCAGGGAGGCUCACUUCACAGAGGAUUUAUAAAGGGAGCCCAUUGCCUGCUGUUUCUAAACUGGCUUUUAUUUAAAUGAAUAAAGAUGGAAACAAAGGGACAAGGUCUCAAACCCCAGGCCGUGCUGGGAGUGCCCCCGCCAAGAACAGCUACGCUCACCCGCUUGGCGCCUCAGCAUGGCCCCUCGCACUCCCUCCCAGCAUGGCCCUGUUCCCACCCCUAGUCCAGCAGCACAGCAGUCCUGGCCAUGCAGUCUGGGGACGGGACAGCGAUCAGCCUGGGCAGCAGUUGCCAGAUGUGGGAGUCACUGGCCCAACUCAGGAAGCCUUGGUGUCUCAUCGGUUUCUUUUUUUUGUUGCCGGGUGGUUGAAAGUUCGGAGCAGCCAGCACUGAAGCCAGUUACAAGAAGGGUGGUUAGAACCCAUCCUGCCUGGGCACUGGCCUUGCAGAGCUCUUCGUUUGUCUGUGUCAUUUGGUGCAUCUCCAAGAUGGAGCCCAGAACGUACCCAGGAUUCAGCUGAGGGUCGAGGGGCCAGGCUCCAGGGGUACUUCUCAUGUCAAGCGCUGGAUGCGGGCACUGCUGAGCGGAGCGGUGGUGCUGGCUGGGAUUCGGCAUCACUUCAGCGGCCAUGGUGCGGGUAGGGUUUUGAGCACUGCUGUGAAUGGGUCUGGGUGGGAGUGGAGCAGCCAGGCCAUGGGGGGGGCAGCCAGUGAAAAGCCCCUUCCGGCCGAUAUGGCUUGUGAGGAGCCUGCUGGUUUUGUCCCUGCCUGGCCGGAUUCUGCUCUCGCCUGCGUGGGGUUUGCUGCAUCAGUGGGGUACUCUGCGCACAGAGUGGCCGGCUGCACGCCGUUGGGGCAGACACCUGGGCUUCUCCACCCACCUGGCCAAGAGAGACUCAGCUCUCAUUUGCGCCAGUGAAAAUCCAGAUUGACUCUGUCGACUCACUAGCUGAACCCGAUUGACACUGGAGUAAUAGAGCAGUGGGGCAGCCUGUGUCCUUGUGAGAGCAGUAUAGCUUGUCCGUUCCCACGGGCUCAGGUAACUCUGGCCCCCACACCUGUCUGUGUCCUCAAGGCUGCUGCCUGGGUAGCUGGGAGCCCUGGUCCGAGGGCACCGCUAGGGAGAGAGGGCUGGGCAGGGAACCUGUCAGGGAGCAAACCAGCUCCAGGGAUGCUCCUCAGUGGAGUGAGAUGGUUGGCAGGGGGGUUGGCUGAGGGGGACCGUGGCGGCGGGGAGGGA
Molecule: messenger RNA, 3997 nt
Organism: Chelonoidis abingdonii (Abingdon island giant tortoise)
Lineage: Eukaryota; Metazoa; Chordata; Testudines; Testudinidae
Gene: CNNM4
Product: cyclin and CBS domain divalent metal cation transport mediator 4
Biological process (GO): magnesium ion homeostasis; magnesium ion transport
Cellular component (GO): plasma membrane
Molecular function (GO): magnesium ion transmembrane transporter activity; sodium ion transmembrane transporter activity
Source: RefSeq, a predicted model, not a curated record